GACCGGGGGUUCGCCGAUGCUACUGACAUGGUUGGCCCCUCCAUUGAGGUCAUGAGACCUACCAGUACUCAAACUGCUCUAGACGCACCCUCGGGGUUCUUCACGGUCCAUCUGGCGUCUUUGAAGAAGGGGCUGCGCUUUCCACUCCACCCGUUGUUGGUCGAAUACCUCAACGAGGUGGACCUUCUUCCGUGCCAACUGGUCCCCAAUUCUCACCGGUACAUCGCCGGUUACUUGGUCCGAUGCAAGGCUGUGGGGGUGAAACCGACCUUGGACCAUUUCAUAUUCACCUUCAAACUGACCAAGGGCCAUAAGGAUUGGGCGUCCUAUGCCAGCCUUUCCCAGAGAUCCAGUAAACUCUUUGCGAGUGACAAGAAGGGCUCAACCAAAGACUGGAAGCCUUUCUUUGUCUUCGUUUCGACGGGGCCCGAAUCUCCUUUCACGGGUUCAGGGCGCCCUUCCUUUCGCCGCAUCCCAUGCCCCCCACCUGAUGCCACCCUCCUAUCCAUUACUCGCCAACUCUGCAAUAAGGGAGUUAUGAACAUCAAGGAGGUGGUGACAGAGGAAACCCUUGCCGGGUUGGGGUUUGAGUUUGUUCAGGAUGAGCUUCGCCACCAACCCGACCUACUGAGGGACACCCCCGGGGGGCGUCAGCCUGACCAGUUGAAGGACAUUCUUGAGGAAGGUCUUGACUGUGGUCCUUUUGUGGAACUACAAGAUUCAUGUGAAGAGAUGGACAGCGAACUCCUGCUCAGUCGCUUCACUGCAGGGAGGAAGAGGAAGAGAGAGACGAAGGGCCAGGGCAAACGCUCUUCGUCCCACCACGAGGAGGGUCCUUCCCAGGAGCCGGCUGUAAUUGUGGUGGAGGACCAGGAUGAUGCUACCCUGGAAACGGGUACAGUGACUGGUCAUUCUCCCCCCCACUCUGUGAGGCCAGAUGGCGACCUCGCUGGGUCGUCACUGGGUGUCGCCUCGGAGCGACCUCCUUCGCCCCCCGCUAUGACCUACGAGGUGGCGACCGGAGGUCGUUCGACGAGGCUUUGCAUCCCUCCUCUGCCCCAGAGCUUAGGGGACGUGCAACUGGAGACCCUGAUCACCCUGCCCGCUGAGGACCAAGCUCGCAUCUCGGCCGGUUCUGAGGACGACCUUGAUAACAUGGUCCUUUUAAGGCUAAGCCAG
Messenger RNA from Cuscuta campestris, 1179 nucleotides. The record is from the annotation of a GenBank genome assembly. NCBI's taxonomy places the organism in Eukaryota, Viridiplantae, Streptophyta, Magnoliopsida, Solanales, Convolvulaceae.